AUGGAUGCCCAGGGCGCUGUCGACUCGCUCCUUGGCCGCCUCACCGCCAUCCUCGUCGACGAGGCGCAGCUGCUCGGCGGCCUCCAUUGCGACGUGGAGUUCAUCAAGGAUGAGAUGGAAAGCAUGAACGGCCUGCUCCUCCACCUCAUCGAGGCGCACCACCGCGACCACCAGGUGCGCGCUUGGAUGAAGCAAGUCGUCGACCUCACCCGCGACUGCGAGGGCAACGUCGAGCUCUACAUCCACAGCGUUACAGACGCUGGCCACCACGCUAGUGGCUUCCUGGGCUACUUGCGGCACAUCGUCCGCUAUGUGCGCACCAUCCCGGAGAGGCACCGGAUCGCAACGAGGAUUCAGGAGCUUAAGGUCAGGGCACGCGAUGUAGGCGACAGGAAGCUGAGGUAUGGUGUCACCGUGCCACCGGCUGCUGACCAAGCUGACCCGAUAUUCAUGGGCGACGUACCCCAUGGAUCAGAAGAUGAGGAGGAAGAUGCUCACAGACGCUCUCUUCUUAUCAAUUGUCCGGACGAAGUGGCUUAUAUUGAGAAAAUCAUUGAUGAUAUCAUCAAGUCUUUGCUAGCUGAGGAAGAACUUGUCCAAGAUCCGGCAAACGGGGACUCACACCCUAGGAUAUUUCUUAUAAUCCCACCGAGGUAUGAUUACCUUGAUAUGGAUAUGAUUACAAAGAAACUGUAUAAGCGGAAAAUGUGCUCAUUUAGUUGCAAAGCCUUGGUCCACUACGGCAAGCAGUGCUUCUCUGAAGUCCACGUACUGCGGGAAAUACUGCACCAUGUGGCGCCCCUUCCAGCUGAACAAGACAUGCUCAGGGUGGAACUGGAGAAGAGUUCGGAAAUAUCACCCAGUAUUGAUGUGGAGGAUGAGACCAUGCAACUCAGGAAGAAACUUGAGGGGUAUCUCAAAGGUAAACGGUUCUUGAUCAUUGUUCGAGGUAUCGAUGAUAAGUAUGACUGGAAAAGCAUAGGCCCUGGUCUGUUACAUGCUACUGCUCACGGUUCUCCUGAUAGUGCUAUCGUCUUUACAAGAUAUUCUGAAGAUUUUUUCAUCGAGUCCCCUUAUAAAAAAUUGAAACUACAAAGUCUAUUUAGUGCUUUCUGCAAUAAUACCAAGGAGCUUUGUUCUGGCAGUUCUGGAUAUGGAAUAAGACAAAUUUUACAUUUAUGUCAGUCCGAUGUCUUUGCAAUGAAGAUGUUCCAACAUCUUAUGUAUGUUAACGGUGCAAGGGGUACAACACAGAUAGACAACUUCGUAGGAACCUUAGAGGGUUGUGAGCUCUUGGGUAAAAGUGUGGCAAAGCAAAUGGUGAAGUUCUCCUACAAUGACUUGCCUGCCAAGUACAGGAGCUGCUUGCUCUACCUAACUAUUUUCCCGCAAGGUGACCACAUUAGGAGAUCAACUGUGUGUAGAAGAUGGAUAGCUGAAGGCCUGAUAACAUCCAGGGAGAAUCAUGCAGAAGAUGAAGCUGAUUCAUGUUUCAAUGCCCUCCUCUCCAGGAGUCUCAUUCAACCUGGGGAGAUCGAUGACAUGGGCAAGACCAAGACCUGCACAUUACAUCAUGUUGUUCAUCAAGUCAUCACCAGGAUUGCUAGAGAUAUAAACUUUGCGAACACGGACCUACCACCCAAUUUGGCUCGCCACCUUUCCAUUCACAGCAGAACUGAGGUGCAAGCAUCUCACACAGAUCAUGCGUUGCAAGCAGCUGAUGGCGCUGGCAUUGUAGCACUUCUUCCAUAUUUGGCAAAGUCAUCUCAGUGGCAGCUAAUGAAGGUGCUGGAUCUAGAAGGUUGCAGAGGCUUAAAGAAGCAACAUUUGAAGAUCAUCUGUAAAAUAAUAUUGCUGAAGUACUUAAGCCUCAGGAACACAGAUAUCACUGAACUACCGAAGAAAAUCGAGAAGCUGCAAUGCCUGGAGACCUUGGACAUCCGGCAAACAACGGUACGGGCCUUCGCCACAAAAUCAGUCAUGCUUCCAAUGCUAAAGCAUCUAUUCGCUGGUCAGGCUGAGUCUCCAAGCAACAUCACUGAUAGGUCUCAGGAUUUGUUUACGGCCGUGCGCCUUCCGAGCAGCAUCAGAAGAAUGAAUCAGUUGGAGACACUGUCACAUGUUGAAGUUUCCCACAGUGUUAAUGAUUUAACUGGUGUUGGUCAUCUAUUACAGCUGAGGAAACUGGGUGUGAUUCUCCAGGGUAAGAAAGGUGGCCUGAGUUAUCUAUUUCAACAGAUCGAAAAAUUACAUGGUUGCCUUCGCUCCUUGUCUAUUCAGAUCAACGAACCGGUUUCUCAAACUGAGGAUACUCUUAGCUCAGAGGAGGUGGUCACAUUAGCCUCCCCUCCAAACCUUCUUCAAAGCUUAAACAUUAGCGGCAUCACAAGUGGGUUUCUACUCUGGAUUGCAGAGCUCGAUCAACUUACCAAGAUAACACUGAGCCAGACUUACCUAGGGGAAGAUGAUAUAUGCAUCCUCGGCAAGCUUGCAGCUCUGCGCUGCCUCAGGCUUCGGCGCAGUUCAUACGCCGGCAGCGGGCUCACAUUCAAGCAAGAAGAGUUCAAGAUCCUCAGGUCCUUGGUCGUUGAUGAUGGUACCAUCACCGACAUUAUCUUUGACACUGGAGCCGCUCCCAAGCUGGAGAGGAUUGUGUGGUCCUUUGCCAAAAUGGAGUCUAUUUGUGGACUCCUCCGCCUUCCCAAAUUGAAGAAUGUCGAGCUCAAUGGUGACUGCGACCCAGAUCCAGUGAGACUAGCACUUGAAAAGCACCCCAACCUUCCUGAUUUCAAGCACAAGCCACACCAGGGGCAACAAGAAGAU
Molecule: messenger RNA, 2823 nt
Organism: Triticum dicoccoides
Lineage: Eukaryota; Viridiplantae; Streptophyta; Magnoliopsida; Poales; Poaceae
Product: disease resistance protein PIK6-NP-like
Exons: 1
Biological process (GO): defense response to other organism
Source: RefSeq, a predicted model, not a curated record